GUGAGAGCAGGAUGAGGACCUGACAAGGCUUGGAGAUACCCCUCACACACACUCCCCGAAGGAUGAGUGACAGCCGUGGCCUCGUGGGCCAGCUCCUCCGGCAGGGGCCCGUGUGCAGUGGCUGGAAGCAGGAUGUGGAAGGGGCUGUCUACCACCUGGCCAACUGCAUCUUGCUUCUGGGUUUCAUGGGGGGCAGCGGGGUGUCUGGCUGCUUCUAUGUCUUUGGCUUCCUGGGCACAGGCUACCUGUGCUGUGUCUUGUGGGGCUGGUUAGACGCCUGUGGCCUGGACAUCGUCCUCUGGAGCUUCCUGCUGGCCGGGGCCUGCCUGUUCCAACUGGUCUACCUCAUCUGUGGCCUGCGCAAGAACAGGCUCUCUGAUGAGUUCGAUCGCCUCUACAGGACUCUGUACCUGCCCCUGCAGGUGCCCCUGCAGGCCUACAGGGAGAUUGUUUACUGCUGCAAGGAGCAGGUCCUGACUCUGGCUGCUGGGCAGACGUAUGCCAUGGAGGGCGAGACGCCCAUUGACCGCCUGUCCCUGCUGCUCUCGGGCCGGGUCCGUGUGAGCCAGGACGGGCAGUUUCUGCAUUACAUCUUUCCUUACCAGUUCAUGGACUCUCCCGAGUGGGAAUCACUGCAGCCCUCUGAGGAGGGGAUGUUCCAGGUCACCCUGACUGCUGAGACCGAGUGUAGCUACAUCUCCUGGCCCCGAAAAAGCCUCUAUGUUCUCCUGAGGAAAGAUCGGUAUAUCUCCCGCCUCUUUGCGGCCCUGCUGGGCUAUGACAUCUCGGAGAAGCUCUACGCCGUCAACCACAAGGUCUUUGCUAAAUUUGCGAUGCACUUUGACAUUCGGCUGCCCAGUCUCUACCGCGUCCUGGGCCCCGCAGCCCCAGACACAGGGCCGGAGCCCGAGCCCGAGAAGGAAAACGAAGGACCCCAGGAGCCCGACAGGGUCCCUUCUCCAGCUGUGCUCACCUCUGCCCAGGAAAACACCCCCAGAGUGCCCCCUCCCGCCGCCACUGUCUCCCCAACACCUCGUUCCCCAGUGUGGGUCCCCAGGCCCAGGAGUGGCAUUCUGAGCGAUGACUCUACCAGCCUGGUGCUGGAGGAUUUUGCAGAGGUGUCCGAGUCGGAGUCGUUCAUGGACUACCGCAGCGAUGGGGAGUACAUGAGGUGAAGGGAGCCGACCUGGGGCCCAGCUUCUAGAAUUCCUCUCCAGAACUCCUUUCAAGUUAUGACAAGUCCCCGUGGCUCCAGCCCACACUCAUGGACUCUGGGGCUCAAUGCUUUGUCUUUUCUCUGGUCACAUUAAUAUUCAAAGAAAUGUCAUGGUCUGCACAACCGGCUUCUCCACAGAAAGGCUCCCAGUUCAGGAGCAUACAUAGAACGUUCCAGAACUGCAGCUAUUCCUUGGAUGCCAGGUGGCUUUUAGAAAGUCUCCUCACCAACCUCCCUUCCAGCAGAAGGCCUCCAAAAGUACAAAAACACAGAUUCUGUCUUCUAUAAAUUGCAGAAUCUUGGGCAAGUUACAUAGCCUCUCUGAGUCUCAACUGUAAAGUGGGGAUUAAGGGGAAAAAAUCCCCCUCACAGGGCACUUGGGAGGAUUAAAUGAGCUGCUGUAGGUAAAGCACCUGGGACAUGGCAUGGCACUGAGUUAAUGCUCAGUAAACCAUCUGGGUCUUCCACCUAUCUCGUUUCUUUGAACUGUCUGAAAGGAUCCAUGAAGUCAGCAAUACAAGAUAUUUUCACUGUGUUUCCUUAAAUAAUUAUGAUUAAGAUUCAAUCAAUGGCUGUAGAAAUGGGAAAAAUAGAGCUUUCCCCAAAGUUACUAAGUUCACCUUAUAAAUCUCUUGUUCUACUUAUAACUCUAGUUGUGAAAAAUAGUUUUUAGAGGGAUCUUCACAAACUAAUUACAUGUUGUUGAGUAUUGUCAGGAGGUAUAGAAAGCACACACUCUGUUUUCCUUCCUCCCUAAAUACAGCAAGACUUAUUCCAGCUGUCUAUUGCUGUGUAACAUUUAUCCUGAUGAAUAGCUACAAAAACUAAUUUUGCUCAGGAGAAGAAGCCUGGAGUGACCCAGCGAGGUUGUUUUCACUCAAGGUUUCUUUUGCUUUUGCCCUUCAGUUAGUGGCUACGACCAGUGUAAUGCCAAAGGGUUUCCAGGUCUGGUCUGGUAAGAUUCCAAGUGUCUGGGAACUGGCCAAGCUGGGGAGCUGUGGGCAGCUCUUUUUCUCUUUCAGAAUUUUGUCCAUUUUCCAUUGCUGUACAAUACUGUACUAUUAUAUUACAGGUAAUCCAUUCUACUAUUGAUGGUUAUAUGGGUAGUAUCUAGCUUGGGGCAAUUAGGAAUUUUACUCUGAGGAGCAUUCUUGAACCUAUCUUUUGGUACACAUAUGUAUAUAUUUCUUGAGUAUGUAUCUGGACUGAAAUUGCACGGGCAUUGGGUCUGUUUAUAUUUUACCAAAGCAAAUUUAGUCAAACAAUUUUGCAAAGUUAUUUUGACAAUAGAGAUUCCUUUUGGCAGUGCUAUGUUACUUCUCGUCUUCCCCGUUGUUAACAUUGUCAUUUUUUCCUUUCUUUUUCAUUUUACUACAUCAUUUUGGUUUUAAUUUCCAUUUCCCUGAUGAAUAAUAAGGUUGAGUACCUUUUCAUGUCUGUAUUAGCCGUUGAUUUCCCAUAUUAUGAAGAUCCUGUUCUAGUCCUUGUCUGUUGUUCUCUUCAUUUUGUGCAUGUUGACUUAAAGGAUUCAAGUUUAAAGUCCUGGGCUGGAGAGGCAGAAUUCAACUGGCUGAGUGCGACCUGUGCAUGCAGGAGACUUCGUGUUUGUUUCCCAACACUGCAUGGUUCCCCACUUCUGGGAGUGACCCCUAAGCGCAGAGUUAGGAGUAGCACCCAAGCACUGUCAGUGUGACCCCCCCAUACCAGAUAAAAUAAAGUCUUUUGUUGUUUAUUAUAGUCAAUCAUAUUUUCCUGUGGCUCUUUAUUUUUUCUAAAUGGUAUUUUUCAACAACAUAAUUUUUUGAAAAAAAAAUUUAUUUCUAAUAAACACCACAACUUACAAAUAACACAAACUCUUAAUUUCAAUUUUGUGAUUUAUCAGUCUCUUCCUUUAUUAUUAGUGCCAGAGAGUAUCUCGCCCACACGGCAAUGCCUGGCAAGCUCCCCAUGAUGUAUUUGAUAUGCCAAAAACAGUAACAACAAGUCUCACAAUUUGUUGUGAGAUGUUACUGGUGCCUGCUCAAGCAAAUCGAUGACUAACAGGAGGACAGUGCAGUGCUACAGUGUGUCAUAUUUAAGAAAUUUGGGUGAAUAGAUGCAGCAUCUCUCUGUCAUCCCGUUGACCAUCAGGAUUAAUCUGGUUGAUCUAGCUGGCUAGACUGAUGACUCCUCCCUCCCUUCCUCACUCUUUCUGUGCAUGCUUUUUGACUAGGAUGUGCACUGGGGAAGAGAACUGCCUUCCCAAUAGAUGUGGGCCAUUCUUGAGUUGAGGGUAUAUGAGUAGCUAUGCUCCCCUGUUAGAAACUUGAAAUAAGUUCUCUAGAAAUCUUUCUUUUCUGAAGAUGUGCCUCCAUGUUUCCUAAUAGACAUUUUGCUAUUGUUGAUUUUCUCUGGUUUGCUAGUUAUUUACGAUUAAUCUGGAUUUGAUUUUGCAUAUAGAAUGAAGUAAGGGUAAAGUUUGUUGCUUUCCAGUGGAAUUCCAAUAGUUUAACCACUGCUGACUGAAGUGAUGAUAGUAUCCACACUGAUAUUCAGUGUUGCCUUGGUCAUAAAUCAAACACCCACAUCUGUUUUUGGAUCUUCUGCUCUGUCCCACUGAUCUCUUUUGCAUUGUUUGCAGACAGUAUCACCUGGUUGUAAUUAUUGUAGCUGGAUAUGUUUGAUAUCUGGUGGUCUUUAAACUUCAUUCUUCUUCAAGCCUUGGUUUUCCUUAGGCCUUCACUUUAUAUUUUAGGGUAAAUAUUAGAAUAAGCUUGUUAAGUCCAUAAAAAUUCAAUUUGCUGGACUUACAUUAGAACUAUAUUUACGCUGUAGAUCAUGUUGAUAAAUAAUUAAUAUAUUGAGUGGGAGAGACAGACAGGAGGUGAGGCCUUGCCUGUGGCUAUGGUAGCUGCAGUCCUGGUUCAAAUCCCUGGCACCACGUCUGGUCCCUGGAGCAUCACAAGGAGUCACUCUUGGGCACAGAGGUAGGAAUAGCUUUUGAGCACCACCAUUCAUGGCCCCCAAAUCCUAAUACCCCCCACAAAUAGAAAUAAUUUAUAUUUUAUAUUACCUUAUAUCAUGAGUUUUCAAUCCACAAACUCAGCAUGGUACUUUAAAUUUUUAAUAAUUUUAAUUUUUUUAUUUUGGGGGCUUUUGGGGGUCAUACCCGAGAGUGAGCUGUGAGCUCACCCCUUCCCGUCCUUUGGGUGUGUUGUCACAGUGAAUACAUACAGUUGCUUCUGGGGCUCAUGAAGUGGCACAUCAGCCCCUGCUCAGGGCUUACUCCUGACUCUGCACUCAAUAAUCACUCCUGAUAGUGCUCAGGGGACCAUAUGGAAUACCAGGGAUGGAACCUGGGUCUGCCACAUUGCAAGGCAAACACCCUACCCACUGUACUAUCACUCCAGCCAAGCAUGGUACUUUAUUAAAACUUUUACAAGUAUUUCAGGAAAAAAAAUGUAUUGAAGUAAUAUUAACCUUACAGGCUGUUGUUUUGGGGGUACAAUUUUAGGGGGAUUUUGGUCAUACCUGGCAAUGCUAAUGACUCACUCCUGGCUCUGUGCUCUGAGAUCGCUCAUGGUGGGGCGCAGGUGUUGGGAAUCAGGUGUUGGAAUCAGGUGUUGAUCAGAGCUCUGUGCGCUGAGAUCGCUCAUGGUGGGGCUCAGGUGUUGGGAAUCAAAUCCUCUUUUAGCACCCCUUACCUGGUGUCCAGUCACUUCAGCCCCAGUGGUGAAAGGUUGUUCUUCUUCAAAAUAUGUAUUGCCAUACCACAUCCACGACCAAAGUGCUAAUCAUAUCCUUCCACCACAGACCACUGGACCCUACGUCCCUCACCUGCCCUGGGAACCUCAGUUCUCUGAUUACAGUCCCAGGCUUUACUUAGCUUAGAUUUGUCCUUCCCUUGCUUGCGUCUCUAUAUUCCACAUACAGGUGAGCUCCUCUGCUGUCUCGCUUUCUCCUUCUGACCUUUUUAUUUAGCACAAUUCCCCUCCAGUUUCAGCAUUUGGUUUUUUUAUUCUUCCUAAGCACCGUUUUGUAGUUUUCCAUGGGGAUGUUCUUGCACAACUUUAGUAAGCUUAUUUCUGGGUAGAUGAUAAAGUGGAUGCUAUUGUAAAUGCUGUUUAAUAUUUUUUUACUUUCUAUUUUUUAUUCCUCAUACAUAGAAAUAAGAUUGAUUUUUGUAUUUUCAACUUCCACCCAGUAGUCCUGUAAAUGCAGAUAUACAUUCUUAUUGGUAAUCCAGAAUCUUUAGUAUUUUUCAUAAGUUUGAUUAUGUUAUCUGUAAAUCAUGAAAGUUUUAUUUUUUCCGUUCUACUGAUACCUUUUUUUCCUUCUUCUGAUGUCUUGUUGCACUGAGCAGACCCACCAAUAUAGGAUAAAUAGAAGGGAUGAUGAAGAUAUCUUUCUUGUGUACUUCAAGAAAAAAUGUUCAGUAUUUUACUAUUAAAUAUGAUAUGUGCUACUAGAUUUUUAUAACACUCCCAUCAUUAAAGAAUAUUUAUGCUUAAUUUACUAGUUUUUAAAAAAUCAUAAAUAUAUCACUUCAUCAAAUUAUUUGUCUCCAUUUACUAAGAUUAUUUUUUGCCUUUAUUCUGUUAAUGAACUACACUAAUAGAUAUGUGAAUGUUAAAAUAAAUUGCACUCUUGGAAUAAAUACAAUUUUAUGAUGUUAUCUUUUUCUCUUUAUGGAUUUCUGAACUUACUUGGUGGACCUUUUGUUUAGGAUGCAAUAAACAUUUUUAUUACACAUC
Messenger RNA from Sorex fumeus (smoky shrew), 5949 nucleotides. It is a transcript of the gene POPDC2, whose product is annotated as popeye domain containing 2. NCBI's taxonomy places the organism in Eukaryota, Metazoa, Chordata, Mammalia, Eulipotyphla, Soricidae. Bases 63 to 1175 code for a protein of 370 amino acids. Gene Ontology annotation, molecular function: cAMP binding. Gene Ontology annotation, cellular component: sarcolemma. The transcript has 4 exons. The record is from RefSeq and is a predicted model, not a curated record.